UUGACAAUGGCCGAUAACUCGACAGAACCAAGCAACAAACUCACCACCAGUCCCAACGCCCCUAGCCUAGCCCGCUAAACCCAGAAUCAUGUCUGCCCCAGACCGGCUCACGUUCAUCGGCGGCGGGCACCUCGCCCAAGCCGUGCUCAGCGGCAUCUACUCGUCCGGGACGGCGUGGAAGGACAGCUGCGCCGUGGCCGUCACGGCCCGGCGGCCAGAGCACGCGGCGCAGCUGCGGCGGCGCUACCCCCUCGCCCUCGCGACCACCGACAACCUGCACCCGCGCAUCUGGGCGGCCGACGACCGCGGCGCCGACCCCGACCACCACCACCACCACGUCGUCUUCAUCUGCACCCGCCCGGCCGAGGUGCCGCAGGUGUGCCGCGAGAUUGCCGGCGCGCUGGCGGCGCUGCGGGCUGCCGCGCGCCCCACCGUCGUCACCAUGUGUCCCGGCGUCUCGGUCGCGCAGCUGCUGUCCUGGCUGCCCCGCGGCACGCCCGUCGUGCGCUCCAUGCCCAACCUGCCCGUCACGCGCCGCCAGGGCGCCACGGCCCUCUUCCCCAGCGCCGACGCCGUGGGCGGCAGCGUCGAGCUCGUCGCCGCCGUGCUCGGGCUGGUCUCGCCGGCCGUGAGCGUGCUGCCGGAGGAGUCGCUGCUUGACGUGGCAGCGUCCGUCUCUGGGUCGGCCCCUGCCUACUUCUACUACUUGAUCGAAUCCCUCGUCUCGGCAGCAGAGGCGCGUGGCAUGAGCGCCGAGACCGCCAGGAGCUUGGUGGUGCAGUCCUGUCUGGGCUCUGGCGUGCUUGCGAGGGAUAGCGAUAAGCCUGUGCGGGUCUUGCGGGAGGAGGUCUGCGUGCCGGGCGGUAGCACAGAGAAGGCCGUGGCCCACCUGAUGGACAAGGGCCUGCCUGACAUUGUCCUGGGGGCUGUGGACAGGAGUCUGAAGGCGAAUAGAGAGAUGGGGUGUGUUCGAGAUGAGCAAGUUUAA
Molecule: messenger RNA, 988 nt
Organism: Pyricularia oryzae 70-15
Lineage: Eukaryota; Fungi; Ascomycota; Sordariomycetes; Magnaporthales; Pyriculariaceae
Product: pyrroline-5-carboxylate reductase
Exons: 2
Coding region: 89-988 (299 amino acids)
Biological process (GO): L-proline biosynthetic process
Molecular function (GO): pyrroline-5-carboxylate reductase activity
Source: RefSeq, a predicted model, not a curated record